AUGGAGGACGUCCAUGACACCUCCUCUAUCUAUAUAUCCCUUCCAAAUCAAGUAUUCGAUAUUGCAUUCCACCCGCGAGAAGACAUUCUCUACGCUGGCCUGCUCACCGGCGAGAUCAAGGCGUUCCGGUACCGGGAUGAAGGGACUUACGAGGAAGCAUGGGGUAUUAGACCUACAAAGAGGUCGUGUAGAGGCUUGGCGACGGCUGAGGGGGGUGCGAGGCUGUAUGGUGUUACGAAGGAUAAGAGUAUUGAAGUCAUAGACACCACAACUGGCAAGGUCUUGAUAUCCAAACCAGGUGCUCAUGAAAACUCGAUCAAUCGCGUGCUUGGCACACUCCCACAUCAACUAGCAACUGGGGAUGACGAAGGUGUCCUCCGGUUGUGGGACACGCGGACCCUCUCCCCAACCUCCGCGUCAACACACACCUAUACCCACCAUACGGACUUCAUCUCCGACCUUUUAUGGCUAGAGGACAAGAAGCACCUUGUAUGCACGAGCGGAGAUGGGACGCUAAGUGUGCUCGAUGUACGGAACAAGAAGGCGGUGCCUUGGGCGCAGAGCGAAGACCAGGAGGAUGAGCUUUUAAGCGUGGUACCCAUCAAAGGUGGCAGCAAGCUCGUCGUUGGCACCCAGCUUGGCAUACUGCACAUCUUCGACCGUUCGAAAGGCUAUUCUGACUUGGUCGACCGCCUCCCUGGGCACCCCUCCUCCGUCGAUGCGCUUCUCCCUAUCACGGACGACGUGAUAGCCACCGGAUCAUCCGAUGGGAUGGUCCGGUUCGUACAGGUACAUCCAAACAAGCUUUUGGGUGUGGUGGUGGAUCACGGGGAGUUUCCGGUUGAGAGACUAGGCCUGGAUAGAGCGGGGAAGUGGCUGGGCAGUGUCGGCCAUGAGGAGGGAGUGAGGUUGACGGAUGUGCAGGGGGCGCUUGAGGAGAGUGAUGAGGAGGAGGGAGAGGAGGAUAAGGACAAUGAGAGGGAAGAAGAAGACGAAGAUGAGGAUGAAGGAGAGAAGAUGGAAAAGAGGGCACAGAUGGAGGAAGACGAAGAAGAUGGUACGGAGAUGGAAGCUGACGCGCCCACUCCUUCCGAAAUACAAGAUUCAGACGAGGAAAUGAACCCUGCCCCUGCGCACCCCCAUCCAUCUGUAUCAGCUUCAAUUGGACGAGCGUUGGAAGCAGACUCCGAGGAAGAGAGCCACCCAAGGAAGAAGCGGAAGAAGAAGUCGACGUCUGGGGAGAGGGAUAGGAGCGAGAGGAAGGAGUUCUUUUCGGGACUGUAG
Messenger RNA from Dacryopinax primogenitus, 1284 nucleotides. Its product is annotated as WD40 repeat-like protein. Gene Ontology annotation, molecular function: protein binding. The transcript has 3 exons. The record is from RefSeq and is a predicted model, not a curated record. Lineage: Eukaryota; Fungi; Basidiomycota; Dacrymycetes; Dacrymycetales; Dacrymycetaceae. Bases 1 to 1284 code for a protein of 427 amino acids.